AGUCGGCUCAAGUGGCCUCCCCCGUUGCUCAGUGAAGCCGACGCAACGGUCGGAUGAGGAUCUUUAUUCAUAAUGUGGACUCCUACAUUGGGAGAGCGCUGGUGAAAGAGCUGAGGAAGGCCGAUGGCGGCCUCAAUCGCAUCUUCGGCACCGUGAAGAGCGGCUCCUCCGCGCCGCCCGCGGUGAAGCGCGUCGUGUGCCGCGACGAUCCCAAGAAGGCCAAGAAGAUGGCUGAGACCAUGCAGUCCUGCAGAUUGGUGGUCAUCAGUUUGAACGACUGCAGCUUGGAGGAUCUUCACUUCGCCAUCACCGCGUUGAAAGUCGACCCCAAGGUCACGCCGCCCAAAGUGCUCGGCGAGUUGGAGAGCGAGGUGAUCUUCCUGGUGAUCUCCUCUGCCAUCAAGGACGGCCCGCACGGUUCCCUCGACGCUGCGGCUGGCGUCCGCGCCUGCGAGAAUGGUGGCCUCCAGGAUGGAGGGAGAUGUCAAGUGUCAAGAUGA
Messenger RNA from Durusdinium trenchii, 500 nucleotides. The record is from the annotation of a GenBank genome assembly. NCBI's taxonomy places the organism in Eukaryota, Dinophyceae, Suessiales, Symbiodiniaceae.